Molecule: messenger RNA, 2131 nt
Organism: Eubalaena glacialis (North Atlantic right whale)
Lineage: Eukaryota; Metazoa; Chordata; Mammalia; Artiodactyla; Balaenidae
Gene: LARP7
Product: La ribonucleoprotein 7, transcriptional regulator
Exons: 12
Coding region: 126-1955 (609 amino acids)
Biological process (GO): RNA processing
Cellular component (GO): nucleus
Molecular function (GO): mRNA binding
Source: RefSeq, a predicted model, not a curated record
CGGAAGAACGCUGUCGCUCCUCCUAUGACGCGAAAACAACUACGACGUUAAGGAUCGGGAGACGGGAAGGACUGAAGGACGCAGUCUCUGGCCGUGUAUUUUGGCAAGUGGACGGAUUGACAGGAAUGGAAACUGAAAAUGGAAAUCAAGAAAAGGCACUGGAAGAGGAAAGCACUGAAAAGAAAAAAGAAGUAGAAAAAAAGAAAAGGUCUCGGGUAAAACAGGUGCUUGCAGAUAUUGCAAAGCAGGUGGACUUCUGGUUUGGAGAUGCAAAUCUUCACAAGGAUAGAUUUCUUCGAGAGCAGAUAGAAAAAUCUAGAGAUGGAUAUGUUGAUAUAUCACUUCUCGUGUCAUUCAACAAAAUGAAAAAAUUGACCACUGAUGGAAAGUUAAUAGCCAGAGCACUGAAAAAUUCAGCUGUUGUAGAGGUAAGAAUUGUUACACAACUUACUAUGUCACAUAAUAUUGUAUUAGUGUUUAUACUAACUAUAACCUUAUGUACUGUUUUAAAGCUGGAUUUAGAAGGCACCAGAAUCAGGAGGAAAAAGCCUCUGGGUGAGAGACCAAAGGAUGAGGAUGAGCGGACUGUGUAUGUGGAAUUGCUUCCCAAAAAUGUUAAUCACAGCUGGAUUGAAAGAGUAUUUGGGAAAUGUGGCAAUGUUGUUUAUAUAAGUAUACCACAUUAUAAGUCUACUGGAGAUCCAAAGGGAUUUGCCUUUGUGGAAUUUGAAACAAAAGAACAAGCAGCAAAAGCUAUUGAGUUUCUUAAUAACCCACCAGAGGAAGCACCAAGGAAACCUGGUAUAUUUCCCAAGACAGUGAAAAACAAGCCCAUUCCUGCCCUUAGAGUAGCUGAAGAAAAGAAAAAGAAAAAGAAGAAGAAAGGCCGAAUGAAGAAAGAAGACAGUAUCCAGACCAAAGAGUCAAAUAUGGACACAAGCAAGGAAAAUGUCUGUAAAAAAAGAUCGAGGACCACAUCUGAGGGCUCUGAAGUAGAGGUUACUGAACCCCAAAAGCCUCCCACAAAGAAGAAGAAAAAACGAGAAAGAACUGAAGUAUCCAGCUUACCUUUAGGCAAAACAGGGAAGAGAAAGAGAAGUAGCUCUGAAGAUGCAGAUUACUUAACUCCCAAAUCAAAACUUAAAAAAGUGGCUCAGAAAGACAACAUUAAAAAAGAAGCUUCAGAAGUUUGUAAAGAAAACAAAGAAUUAGAAGUCUCUACUGAAGAGGAAAAAGACACUGGAGAUAUAAAAGAUGGAUCCCUCUUGAAAGCAAAAAGAAAGCAUAAGAAAAAGCAUAAAGAGAGGCAUAAAAUGGGAGAAGAGGUUAUACCAUUACGAGUACUAUCAAAGACGGAAUGGCUGGAUUUGAAAAAAGAGUAUUUAGCACUGCAGAAAGCUAGCAUGGCUUCUUUAAAAAAAACAAUAUCCCAAAUAAAAUCAGAGUCAGAAAUGGAAACAAACCUUGGAGUACCUACUAAGUCCGAAAUGAAAAGUGAAAAAACAGACAGUGAAGAGGGUGGUCCCCAGGAGAAGGUUAAUGCAGCAGGACCACAGUUUGUGAGUGGUGUGAUUGUGAAGAUCAUUAGCACUGAGCCUUUACCUGGCAGGAAACAAGUCAGGGAUACUUUGGCAGCAAUCUCAGAAGUUGUUUAUGUUGAUUUGCUGGAAGGAGAUACAGAAUGCCAUGCUAGAUUUAAAACUCCUGAGGAUGCUCAAGCAGUAAUAAAUGCAUAUACGGAAAUUAAAAAGAAACACUGCUGGAAACUAGAGAUUCUUUCUGGUGACCAUGAACAGAGGUAUUGGCAGAAGAUUUUGGUAGAUAGGCAGGCCAAACUUAAUCAGCCUCGUGAAAAGAAAAGAGGCACUGAGAAGUUAAUCACUAAAGCCGAAAAGAUCAGACUCGAAAAGACUCAACAAGCAAGUAAACACAUUAGAUUUUCUGAAUAUGAUUGAAAAAAACAUUUUGGUUCACCUCUUAAGAAAGAUUUCACUGGAUGCUAGAGCUAUUCUUAGGGAAUUCUUUUUUUUUUUUUUUUUUUUUAUGGUAGUAAUGUGUAAUGAAUGUUUUUCUAAAACCUACAUUUAAUUAAAAGAAAUAGUUUUGUUCCUUGACUUGUAAAGAAGACUUU